Molecule: messenger RNA, 4435 nt
Organism: Pseudophryne corroboree (corroboree frog)
Lineage: Eukaryota; Metazoa; Chordata; Amphibia; Anura; Myobatrachidae
Exons: 5
Coding region: 426-1238 (270 amino acids)
Source: RefSeq, a predicted model, not a curated record
CCUGUGUUUGUUACAAGUUUCCCAUUGCUAGAAGGCAGAGCUGCAGAUAGAAGGGCAGUGUGUGUGUGUGAGUGAGUGUGCCAGUGUGUGUGAUAGGAGUGUGCAUGGGUGAGGGGAGAAAGCCAUGGGUAGCUUUGCACUACACUCAGGGCAGGAGAGGCACCUACCAUGAGCUGAGGCCGGGGCUCCUGCCCUCCGUACACAAAACCCACCCUUUACAGAGCUCAGAAACUUGGUUGCUUCUUCUAUUUUUCAAAAACUAACAGAACUUUUUUUUUUAUGCAUUUUUUUUUUGCAAUUUUUUUUUAAGUAAAAAAAAAAAAUUUUGGAUCUCACUUCAGUGUGUCUGCAGAUUUGCAUGUGUGUGUGCGUGUAUGUUGUGUAAAUGAGUCUUUAACCUAAUCCUGGUCCUCCGGAUUUGUACAAUGCUGAAGGUUCUAACUAAGAAGCUGAGGAACCACAGUUUGAGUGAGAUUCAGCCCUAUCAACUAAAGAUUUCAUACCCCCCGAGUGAUGAGGACGAUAGUGAAGAUUCUGAAGGAGAAAAUCAGGAACUUGCACAAAUUGACAAAGAGAGAAGACGGAAUUGUAUUCUGACCCCUUUAGCAACAAACCAGCUGCAGAACCAAGAGAACCAGUGCUGCAAAGUGAGGUCCCUCUUCCACCCCGGCCUGGACCGACACAGCUCGGAGGAGGAGCUGGAACGCAUCAGUCGGGAGUUUGCGGCGGAGAAACGCAAGUGGUCACAAGUCAGCCGGCUGAGCUGCCACAGCGACAACACGUCAUCCAGCGACGAGGAGGUGAAACAUUUGUGCGCAAUGUCCUUCAGGCCUGUUGAGCAGGCUGACGGCCUCCACGGAAUUCCCAGCCCCGUCCUGUUUAGUGCCUCCCCUCCUAAAAGACUGCAGCCCCUAACUCGGAACCCGGGGUCUCGACCUCUUAUAUUCUCUAGUAUGGGCUCCACUUUUGACCAAGGAAUGCCCUGUAAAAGACACAGACAAGGUUUCGGAGACAAGAACAGCAGACCCAGCCUGGACUUGGAAAAGAUGCAACAGAAAAUGCUGCUUAAGAAGAACUGUGGAUCAAAGACUAGAGUCAUUAAAAUACGAACGAUCACUGGUGGCCGCCAAGCCCCACAUUACGUCUAUGACCCAGGAAUGUUUGCCUUUCGCUCCCUCAGCACUGUAAAGCCUAUCAGCCCAAUAGUUCCUGUUGAAGAACCAUCAUGUGCCUACUAAAAUAAAAGCUCUGGAAAUAAUCUCAGGACCCUCACCGAUAGAAGAGCCUUCAGCAGCACAACUGUCACUAAGAAGCAAUAAAUCCUUAUUUUCAGGAGAUCCUUAUUCUAUGCUAUUAAUCUGGCACCAGCACUGAUACUGUGUCAGGUGGGAAGUAAGGCGGCCAAGGUGGACUUUUGAAGACGAGAAAGGAGAAUGUGGUGGAUUUGUAAAGGGAACGGUGGAGUUCUGUAGGACUCGGCAGUAGCUUUAUAUCUUGAGUAGAGUAGAUCAAGGACUCGUGUUAGAUUCUAGUUAUUGAUAGUGUUGGCUUUUGAAGUUUUGGGCAACAAAAGGAACUGGAAGAGGAAGAUGUCAGUGUCUGUAUUGCAUCUUCUUAAUCAAGUGGAAGAGAAAGGAAUGGUGAAUAUUAUACAAUAUGAACCUCAGCCGGGACCAUGGUCAAGAGAUGGAAAGCAAAGAUCCCGUCCAUCGCCUCUGCAAUAUCGAUGCCUGUAUGUGUAUUAGACUAGAGUUGUCUAACUCUGGAAUUUUAUAGCAAAUGAUGCGUUUUCGUUCCAAAGGAUUGUUUCAUGAAUGUGCUACGUGACUGGACAUGCAUUUUAGCCAAAAAAGGUCUCUGCUUUUGUUGUAAUGAGCACAGUAAGCCUGAAGUUGGUGCAAUCGCCUGUUUGUGGCAUAAUUAUAUCUUAGAGAUAUUAAGUGUCUUCUUUGUAAUGUGUGAUAACGCAACGUUAUUACAUGAUAAAACAUGGAAAUUGUGGCUAAGUUCUUACCCAAGGCUCUGAUCAGCCUUUUAACCGUUUCCUAUCAUAGAUAAGAUAACUUCAUGAAAGUACAGCGUUUUAGAAGAACCUUAGAAUACUUAAAAUAGAAAUAGGCCAACUUUCUGUGGAAGACCCAGCCGCGGGCACUAACUCUGUCUGUUGUCUGGUUAUGGAUAGUAGGUGUUUGCAAAUCUGCUAAGCAACAUGGGAAGACUAUGGACCCCAAGGAAUUUGUUGACAAAGCUUCUAAAGGGGAUUAAGUGUAGUUGUUGCUCGUAUCAACCAAUGAGAUUCUAGCUAACAUUUAUCUAGUACAGUCUAUAAAAUGUCAGCUAGAAUCUGAUUGUUUGCUCAAGGAAACACCCCCACCUGUCCUCUUUAGAAGGUUUGAUAAAUCUCCCCCUUUGAGUUAAGAGCCAAUCAAUUUAAUUAAACUGUAUUUGCAGUUUAAAAGUUUCUACCUUGGCAGGACCAUGUUGUGCGGUCGCAGGUUGAAUCAUUAUAGCUGCUUUUCUGGGUGGCAGAUGCGGGAAGUGCAGACGCGUGGCGUCGCCCCAUCUCCUAUAUGCUGCAAUGGCGACAUUGCGCAGUGGUGGGGAGGGGCUAUGAUGACUAUCAUCAAGCACCAGAAUCAUCCGCUUCACUGGGGAAGUGGGCGAGAUCCAAGUGGCUGGUAUACUCACAAAUUGUCGCCGUUCAGCUGAGUUGGCUCCUAACUCUAAAGGGGAGAUGUAUCAAUCCUUGGAGAGAGAUUAAGUGAAGAAGUUGCCCAUAGCAACUACUGUAAUCCGUUUCUAGCGAUCAUUCAUUUAACAGUCGAUUAUAGAAGGUGGUAGGUUGCUAUGGCAACUUCUCCACUUUCUCUCUCUCCAAGGCUUGAUACACCUUUCCCUAAAUGUGGCCCUGUAAUGCUAUCACAUGCUCUUUUAGAGUAUACGUCAGGCUGUCGUCAUGGGUUAUUCCUGCUUAUUCAGCAAUUCUAGAUGUAUCGCCUGUAUGUUCAGAUCUCCUAUGUGAAUUGCUUAUUUUUAUAGGAAGGAUCAGUCAGCCUUAUGGUAGGGACAAGGUUUGAAUAGCUUUAAUUUAAAGCUGUUGGGUGGGCUACUGCCACGGGGCAAACGUGGGGUGUCUGGGGUAAGAAUAAGUGCCGGUCACUGUGUAUCCCAGAUCGUAUCCCCCAGUUUACCAUGGCAUCAGAGGUUAUAGCACUGUGUCCUAUUGAGUAAGACAACUCAUUUGUUCCAAUGCUUUAUUCACACUGGAAAAGUCUCCAAAAAGACCAAGAUGAUUGGAUGUUAGAACCCUCAAUACUAGUGUUAGUGUAUUAAAGGUAUUUGCACUCCAACGAGUUUCAGUUUUAACGAGGGGAUCCAUUGCAGAGCACUUUACAUAGACAUCCCGGGGGGGCGAUUUAUUAAAGCUGGAGAGAUACAAAGUGGACAGAGAUAAAGUACCAGCCAAUCAGCUCCUAGCUGUUUUCAAACACAGCCUGUAACCUGGCAGUUGGGAGCUGAUUGGCUGACACUUUAUCUCUCUCGCCAACCUUUGAUAAAUAUCCCCUUGUGUCUGUAGGAGAGGUGAUUCCUAGGGAUGGGAUAGGCUGAAUAUUGCUUCAUUGCAGAAUAUUGUCCUCCGCUGCGUGUUGCACUGUACCGGAUCAUAGUUUCGUCAGGAGCGACAUCUCGUUGUCAGCGUCAUGUUAGGAUUUGCUGAAUGAGCAGUAAUAAGCCAGUGGACACAGGUGCCUGGACUUCUUUCCAUGAUCACUUACAGUACAUGUAAGCUUCUACAAUGGGCCAGAAAUAAUCCCUGACGUUGGUCGGAACGUUCUGAGCAGUGGAUGAAUGACUGGUGGCACGCACUCUUGAUAGCCGCAAAACUAUUUUUGUACACAUAUUUUUGUAAUACAGGUGUGUUUGUUGUUUUUACUUAUUAGAGCUUUUUUUUAGUCUAACAGCUACUAAAACCAUAGGUAACCACUUCUUCUGUCUGAAAGGCUUCAAUGAAACGCAACGAGGGUCUCCUGAGGCAUCAUCUACCUUACCGCCUUUUGAGAACGAUUCUUGUUAUUGUUUAAAAAAAAAACAUGAAGUGCCACUUACUGUGCCCACGGGUAUACAAGUGGUCAUAGAGCACUAUACAUGCGCUUGUGAGUAUGGAGACACGAGUGCCGAUAUUAUACUGGCAGGCGCCAUGCGUUGUGUAUCAGCUUGUGUUAACGUGUGGCGAGAUUUGGUUGGAUGGGCUGAACGAGGUCUCCAGCGAGCGUAAGCCUUGUUGGCUAAAAUUAUAGUCAUACGGAAAGUCAAUGGCCGGAUUGGUGGCACUACUAUGUGGAUUACCGUGAACGUGUCAAUGUACCCAGGUAAGCAACAGAGACUUGCUAUACGAAUGUGUAUGAGAACAGAGCAAAUAAAGCUUGAGUCUGUA